GCCGCGGAUGCCGAGUCGAGGCUGGCGGCCAUCGCGAGCGACCUGGAGGACGAGCGCCAGCGCUCGGAGGAGCUCGAGCGCAGGGUGGCCGCGCACGAGGAGCGGGAGCGCGUGCUCGCCGCCGCGGCCGCGUGCGCCACGCCGCGGCAGGAGAGCCCCGACCAGAGGGUCUCCCAGCUGCAAGCCCAGCUGGAGGCGGCCGAAGAGGAGGCCCAGCGCCUGCGGGAGUGGCUGGACGAGCAGUCCCUCCGGGAGCUGACCGCCGAGACGCAGCGCCUGGAGGAGAUCAAGCGCGUCCGGGAGGACGUCGGCGCGCAGGUGGAGGCCGCGAAGAAGGAGGUCCUCAACGAGAACAAGGACCUCCGGGUGCGCAUCCGCGAGCUCGAGAAGGGGCCCGAGGGGACCGUGCAGGUGAAGGUGCGCCUGAUCGAGCUCGAGAAGAAGCUCGGCGAGCAGACAGAGGCGCUGAGUGCGGCCGAGACCGAGAGGGACCGGCUGAGGCUGCAUGCCGAGCAGGCCUCGAAGGAGACCUCGUCGCUCCGCCGGGAGCUCGAGUCGGCGAGGGACGGGGCGCGGGCAGCGCCCGGGCCUCAGAGGAGAGGCGAGGCCUCCAGGCAUCCCUGUCGCGGCUGGAGGCGGACAAGAGCGUGGUGGAGGAGGAGAGUUCGCGGAGGAGAAGGAGCGCCUCGAGGCACAGCUCAGGGCGCUCCGCGUGGAGCACGAGGUGGCGAUGGACACCAAGUGCCAGGAGAUCGGCACCAUCCGCGGCGCCGAGCGCGACGCGUGGUCGCGCCGGGAGAAGGAGCUGGAGGGCUCCCUGGGCCAGGUCAGGGCCCUCUGCGCGGAGGCCCGGUGGCGGCUGCUCGCCGAGGCGGCCCUGCAGCGGCACUGCGAGGCGAGCGCGGACGCGAGCUGGGCCGAGGUGCGCGGCGCCGCGGCGAGGUGGCGGGUCCUGGCCCGUGGGCACGAGAAGGACACCGACAUGCUGGCGCGCAACGCCGACGAGAUCGAGCGCCUGGACUCCGAGGCAGAGGCGCUGCGGAGCCAGAACAGGGACCUCCUGCUCUCGCUGCAGGCCGCGCAGCAGGAGCUGCAGGUGAACGUGGCCGAGUGCCGCAGGCUCCAGGAGCGCGAGGACGCUUACGAGCAGGAGGUGGACCGCGUCUGUGGGCAGAAUGCAGCUCUCGGGGGGCACUCCAACCACAAGCAGAAGAUCAAGCACCUGCAGGCGAUAAAGGAAGAGAACAUGUCUUUGCGUCAAGAGCUCAAGAAGACCAAACUGGCGGUGGUUCAGCUGGAGAAUCAGGUCCGGAGCUCCCACUUCUUCGAAGUCGCGUGCGACGGUGUUCCCACUGCAGCUGCGUCGUCUGGCCAGCACACCCCGGCGCGGCCCCCGCGAAAGGACAGCAGCCAGCCCACCACCCCCAGCCGCGCGAGGGCCGGGCAGCCGCCGAGGACGCCGGGCCAGCCGCGCACGCUGGGCUUGAGCGCGUCCACCGGCUGCCUGAACCCAGGAACGGACGCGGCAGGGCGGCCGCCGCCGGCCGCGGCGGAGACCCUCGCGGCGCUCGGCGACGGCCGCCCGGAGGCGGCGCGGCGCGAGCGCGCCGAGGCGCUGCGGCAGGCCCGCGCGCACCGCCGGGCGUCCGAGCGGGCGGUGCCGGGCCUCGGCUGCUGCCCCCCCGGGGGCGGGCGGCCGGCUGCAGGUACGAGGACGAAGGACGAGGGCGAGGGCGACGGCGACGACGAG
This is a messenger RNA of Prorocentrum cordatum, 1750 nucleotides long. The record is from the annotation of a GenBank genome assembly. NCBI's taxonomy places the organism in Eukaryota, Dinophyceae, Prorocentrales, Prorocentraceae.